CUUCCUGCCCUUUUCACCAUUCCCCGACGGUCUGUUUGAUCUUUAAUCAUUCUCUACCAUCAUCAAGCAAACUCAGGGAAGAAUUUGAAGAAGCGUUUAUGGGUUGCAAAAAUUCUUCAUCAAUCUCCUCCUCUUCAUCCGCCGCAGCCGUGUUCGAAUUCCAGCCGCAAUUGUUUUCAUCUCAGCCGCCCUACCAGACUUUGUUAAUUUCGCCGGCUUCAUUAACUCCCUGGAUAGGAGACCUCCUGUUUCGCAUUCCUUAAUAUUCACAAUCCAUAACUUGUUUUUAACGGAUCGUUAAGGAAAUUAAUCAGAAAGAAGCUGCCUAUUGAAUAAAAGUGUGGGGAUUGAAGGGAAGCGGGAAGCACACGGGCACUAUGCAUGAAUGAUUUGCACAUCUUCUAUGUGCUCCCAAAGAUUGAUGCUUCUGCAAGUGUAAAAAUCCCCUUGCAUAAAAAGGAUAUCGUCCAUGAGAGCUAACACUUCUGGUUGGGCUGCAGUUGUCCAAAAGCAAAGACAGAAUCAACAAGGCAUUGAACCCCAGCUCGAAAGUGAACCUUUCCCUCCUUUAUCACUCUCCAAUACUCUCUCAACAAAGAAUACUGAUACUAUAUUGGAGAAGCCUUUUUCUUCUGUGCUCUUGCCUUCUCCAAAUCUUUCAUCCUUGGAGCAAAAUAAGUAUCCAAAAAAUAAGCAAUCAAGUGCUGGGCAUUUCAACUCCAGCAAAGGGACUAAAUUUUUAAAAAAUGGGGAUGAUGUUGAUUCGUAUCAAAUUAUUAAAGAGCUUCACUCGUGGGCAGAUGAAAGCUUGAUCAAAGAUGUUAUGGCUGGGGUAAACAAUGAAUUUGCUCAGGCUAUGAAGAUAUUGGAAGAUAUGGUUUCUCUGGAUCAGACAGUUGUCUUACAUGACGAUUCAGAAGCCAAGAAACCUGAUAUUAACAAAAUCUCAAAUGCAGAUGAAUUAUCAUUUCCUUGUGUUCAAAAGAUCAAGGAAGAGAAAGAUAGAAAAGGUAAAGAAGUCAAUGAAGAUGAUUUAUCUGGAGAGAAUGUGAAUUUGGAAGAUUUGAACAAUGCUAUAAAAAAGUGUUUGAAUAUUAGUAGCAAAAACUUAAUCAAUUACCCUGCUUCUUUCGUGGACAAGCUUCACGGCAAUGCAUCAAUUGGAUUUUUUAGAUUUGCACCCAUUGAACCUGAAUUAUGGGAGGAAGACGAUAUAUACUCAUUUCAAAGAAAGGAUGCCAUCAGGAUGAUGAGAUCAGCAGCUCGGCAUUCCAAGUCUGCAAGCUAUGCCUAUUUAAGAGGAGAUCACUUGACUGCUCAAUGUUUUUCAGUGAAAGCUCAAGAGGAAUGGUUAGCUGCCGGGGAGUUGAAUACAAAGGCAGCAAAGGAAAUUCUAAGAGUCCAGAACAGUAAAAAUGAUGAGUGGACUCUUGACUUGCACGGUCUUCAUUCGACCGAAGCAGUUGCAGCCUUGCAAGAACACUUGAAAAAGAUUGAAUCCCAAGUUUCAGUCAAUCAUUCAGUAUUUCAAAGAGGAGUAAACGGUGAGAUGGAAUCCACUUUGUAUCUUUUGCACUCGAAUGGUUUUGAUGCUGAAAGUUCAACAAAGAGGCUACAACAACCUUCCAAACAGCGACCAUCUAUUCUUCAUGUCAUUACAGGUAAAGGUAAUCAUAGCCGGGGAGAGGCUGCACUUCCAAUAGUCAUCAAAAGCUUUUUAGCUGACAAUGGGUAUCGUUUCGAUGAAAUCAGGCCUGGGGUGAUUGCAGUGCGCCCUAAGUUCCGACCACAAUGAACCUAUCUAUGGAAGAUGAGAACAGAGUGAUAUAAUUGCACGUGUUUAUGUGGCACCAACAUAGAUGAAUUUUAUACGUUUGGUGUGGUGGGAAGCUUGGUGGUUCCCCUACGGCUCCCCCUUUUCCCAAUUCCCAUACCAAGGAAGAUGAGGAGCUAGAGUUUCAAUAUUUCAACUCCAAAUUUCAACUAAUCUCGUGUAAUCUCUACUCUUUUCUCUUUACAUUUGUUCAUCAUGUUUUGUAGAUAAAACACUCACCCAAAAUUAGGGACGGCGCCAUUGUAAUCUCCAUUAGACUUUGAUUAUGAGUUCAAGUAUAUUACAAACAGUUCUUGUUUGUUUCGCUUUGAUUGUAUGACCAUAUUAGCAUCUUUGAUAGUCUAUGAAAGAAACUCUACUUGAUUAG
Messenger RNA from Cuscuta campestris, 2201 nucleotides. Lineage: Eukaryota; Viridiplantae; Streptophyta; Magnoliopsida; Solanales; Convolvulaceae. The record is from the annotation of a GenBank genome assembly.